AUGGUUCCAAGACCACAUCUCGUUCGAAUAACACCCCACCCGGGCUCCUCUAAGAAGGAGAUUGAAGAUGAGCCGGACUGGGGAGGGAUCCAUCAGAACCGUAUUGGCUUCUUGAACCGGCAAGAGCGCCCAACUGGCCAUACUCACCAGGGUGAUGACAAGAAAGAAGAGGGUGGUGUAGACGAUAAAACCAAGGCAGAAGUCAAAGGACUUGUUACCUUCCGCGAUGACUACCAUCUCAUACGGCCAGAUGUUCAUUCGGCAGGAUGGCGUUACGUGCUUUACUCUUCUGAAGACUGGAUCAAGAACACCCAAGAAUGGCCCGCGAACAUAGAGAAGCGAAAGGCAGCUGAGAAGGCAGCAAAGCUCAAGGAUGAAGAGCAGAAAAAAUCGGGCCAGACUAACGGAGUAAAGCAAGAGGAUGAUUGGAGAAGAGAGGCGGGACAGAAUAAGCAUCAUGAUGCAUAUGCUAGCAACGUCAAUGGCGACAAAGACCAGCAGGGUAAGAAUGACGCUCAAGCAGGGAAUAAAGUGGAGGGCGAAGAUGAGAAACUUCAACAAAAGUAUACGCCACAAGAACUUGCCCUCCUCCAUAAUCUACAGCAGGAGAAGGACUACGUCUUCAAGUUGGAGCAGAAUGACGGCAAGAAAAGGUCACCAGUCGCAGAUGGGCGUCAGUUAAUUUCCCUUGAUGAAGUCGAUCAAUUUACCCCGGACAACUGGAUCCCACGGUCUGAUAAGCUUAUUCGCCUUACAGGAAAUCACCCGAUGAAUGCAGAGCCACAACUAACAUCUCUCUUUGAUGCUGGCCUAAUCACCCCAAACGAGCUGCACUACGUCCGCAACCAUGGCCCAGUUCCGCACCUCCUAUGGGAGACCCACACUCUUGAAAUCGAAGGGUCGAACUUAAUACUCACGAUGGACGAGUUGAAAGAUAAUUUUGAUCCUAUUAACAUCCCUGUUGCAUUAGCUUGUGAUGGGAAUAGACGCAAGGAGCUGAAUCAAAUAAAGCGAUCUAAGGGCUUUAAUUGGGCUUCAGGUGCAGUAAGCUGCGCCUACUGGAAAGGUCCCUUGCUUAGAGACGUUCUUCGCAAAGCUGGAGUGCCUGAAAUCUUCCCGGAGGGGAAGCGCUAUUGGGUUAACUUUGAAGGUGCAGAUGAGCUGAGUGAGGGCAAAUAUGCAACUUGCAUUCCUUUCGAGUAUGCCAUGGACUCUAACAAUGACGUGAUAUUGGCCUACGAGAUGAAUGAUGUUCCUCUCCCCCCUGACCACGGACACCCUAUCCGACUCGUCAUCCCUGGAUAUGUUGGGGGACGCUGCGUAAAGUGGCUAAAGAAAAUAUGGCUGAGCGACAUGGAGAAUGACAGCCACUACCACAUAUGGGACAACAGAGUUCUGCCAAGCUUCAUUACAGAAAUGGACGGGGAAUUUUCAAAAACUAUGUUCUCUCAUCCGGAUACAUUGUGCAACGAGCAGAAUUUAAAUAGCGUUAUUGUCAAGCCUGCCCAAGGCGAAAAGAUUUCGCUCACAGAAGCUAGGAAAGGGAAGACGUACAGGAUUAUGGGCUAUGCAUAUGAUGGUGGUGGCCAUGAGGUGCAACGAGUUGAGGUAUCUCUUGACGAGGGUGAUACAUGGUUGUAUUGUCUAAGAAAGUUUCCGGAUAGACCAAUAAGACAUGGCAAUAAGUAUUGGACAUGGUUGCAUUGGCAUUUAGAUGUGGAAAUAACGCAUUUGCUUCGGGCAAAGAGUAUCGCUGUCCGCUGCCACAACGUUUUCAAGAAUACUCAGCCAGAAAGGCCUAGUUGGAACAUCAUGGGGAUGAUGAACAACUGCUGGUACGUUGUUAAGCCUGAGACAGUGCAAGGCUUCAACAAUGCCGUUCCUGAGAUUGUUUUUACUCAUCCCGUCGAGCCUGGGACUAGCGAUGGAGGCUGGUUGAAAGAAUCCACGGAAUUACAGAUCUCGAACGCAAAGCAAGCCGCUGGAGGACCGCAAAAACAAUUCACGCGAGAAGAGAUUGAGAAGCAUAACAAAGAUAGAGAUUGUUGGAUUGUGGUCAACGAUAAAGUGUACGAUGCCACUAGUGUUCUGGAAUGGCAUCCUGGCGGAAAGGCAGCCAUAAUGGGCCAUGCCGGCAAGGUUCAUGAAGAAACCAGCAGUGACUUCAACAGUGUCCACGAUGGAUACGCGUUUGAAAAAUUAAAAGAGUGCAUCCUUGGGAUGGUAACGGAGAAGGCCAAGAACUUCAUAAAAGCAAAUGCCAAGAAAGCAGCGGAAGAGAAAGCUAAAUCCGCGAAGGGCGACACUACUGUCGCAUUGCAAAAACAUAGGUGGAUUCCUGCCCGCCUCAAAAAACGCGAGGCUAUCUCUAAAGACACUCGCAAAUAUACCUUUCAACUUCCCGACAAUAAAAACAAGCUAGGUCUCGCAACCUGCCAACAUAUUCAACUUGGAUUCCACUUCAAAGACAAGAUGAUAAUUAGAUCCUAUACGCCCGUCAGACCAAUCCUCGCCACGGAGGAAGAUGGGACUUUUCAACUCGUAGUCAAGACGUAUUUUCCCGACAACAGCCAACCUGGAGGGGCAAUAAGCAACAUACUUGAUUGCAUGCCGCUUGGUGAGGAGGUUGAUAUCCGCGGACCCACAGGUGAUAUCGUUUACGAAGGUAACGGGAAGUUCAAUAUCGAGGGCGAGGAAAUGAACUUUCGUCGCGUGACGCUCAUUCUUGGAGGCAGCGGAAUCACGCCUGGAUACCAACUCAUAUGCCGCAUCCUCAUGUUACAAGGUGACAAAACAGAGAUAAGGGUGAUUGACGCCAAUAGGAGCGAGUCUGACAUAUUGCUUCAAGGCGAGAUGGAGAAUUUACAGAAAAAACAUCAAGGGCAGUUCAAGAUCACACAUGUGUUAAGUCGACCGAGUGAUGAUUGGAAGGGAUUGAAAGGAUAUGUCAACCCCGAUAUCAUUCGGAAACACGCAUUUGCGCCAGCGGAAGGUAGCGUUGUUCUCCUAUGCGGACCCCCAGCCAUGAUUCAAAAAGCUGCGCUGCCAGCCGUAAAAGACUGGGGAUAUGAGGAGGAGAAAAAUUGCUUUGGCUUCUAG
This is a messenger RNA of Pseudogymnoascus verrucosus, 3099 nucleotides long. RefSeq lists its product as uncharacterized. The record is from RefSeq and is a predicted model, not a curated record. The transcript has 7 exons. Gene Ontology annotation, molecular function: oxidoreductase activity; molybdenum ion binding. NCBI's taxonomy places the organism in Eukaryota, Fungi, Ascomycota, Leotiomycetes, Thelebolales, Thelebolaceae. Bases 1 to 3099 code for a protein of 1032 amino acids.